AUGUGUUAUGUGUGCUGUAAGGAGCUGAAGGGCUGGUGCAACUCAUUCACGCGGGCUGAGGGACUCCUCUCUCUCCUAGAGGCUAUUUUCCUUGUGGUAUUUUUUAGCUUUUUCAUAUUUUUGAUACUUCACUUUGUUGCCUGUCCCACAUAUCCGGAAGGUAUUACUGAAGAACAUCCGAAAAUAACUGAGGCAACGACGAGCACCAUCGUCGUAGUCACCACCGCUUCGUACCCACCCAUCACCGGCGCGUUCACUGGCGCAGAGUCCAGCAGCAGCACCGGCAGCACCGGCAGCACCAGCACUCUGCCGCCAGACGUGGAGUGCACGUGGGAGGCGUCACGACAGACUUCUGCUGGCACGCAUUACUAUCUCACGACCGAGCCUCGUAGCUCGCGUCGCCAAACUGAUACACCGUCCACAAGGUACGUGGAGGAUGAGGACAUCACGGCAGAGACAUUAGACAUAUUCAACAGUACUCUGAAACCUCCUCACGACUAUGACGAUGACCAAUUUGUAGAACCUGUAGAUGGCGAGCCGGCCGACGACACCUACAAAAGUCAAGUCGUGGCUCUGGUCAAGUUAAAGCCUCUUGGGGACGUGACCUUCGGCUGUAUUUUGACUAAAGUAACAAAAUUUUGGACAUUGACGGCGGCCAGCUGCAUAGAGUCGAUCGAGGAAGUGGACUCGCUGGACUCGUUCGUCAUGAUCGAGCAGUUCGGCGAGGCGGCGGCUUCGCGACCGCGCGGCGUGGCGGACGUGCGCGUGCACCCGCAGUUCCGCGCGGCCGGGCGGUCGCGCGAGCACGACCUGGCGGCGCUGCGGGCGCACCGCGCGCUGCGUGCUGGCGCCGCGCCGCGCCUGCCCGCGCUGCCCGACUACUUCCUCGUCGCUAUCGGCGAGCGCUUCCACAUUCUCGGCUACGGAGGGUUUAGGAGCAGCGCGGGCGACAGGGCGGCGCGGCGGCUGCGGCAGGCGGCGGUGUUCGCGCUGGCGGGCGGCGCGUGCGGCGCGGCGGGCGCGCGGCACCUGGCGGGCGCGGGCGCGGCGCGGCACGGCGCGUGCGGCGCGGCGGCGCUGUGCGCGGGGCUGCGCUGGGCGCGCGGCGCGGGCUGCGGCUACUGCGCGGGCACGCCGCUGCUGCGCGCCGGCAAGCUGUUCGGCGUCAUGAGCGACGCCGGCGGCUGCGGCGUCACCUGCGAGCCGCAGCUCUACGUCAACAUGGCCACGCUGCGCGACUGGAUCGACGCAGUUACUAUCGAUUAAAAUAUUUAUUUUUUACUGCAA
This is a messenger RNA of Helicoverpa armigera (cotton bollworm), 1287 nucleotides long. RefSeq lists its product as uncharacterized. Gene Ontology annotation, molecular function: serine-type endopeptidase activity. The coding region runs from base 1 to 1266 and encodes 421 amino acids. Gene Ontology annotation, biological process: proteolysis. NCBI's taxonomy places the organism in Eukaryota, Metazoa, Arthropoda, Insecta, Lepidoptera, Noctuidae. The transcript has 2 exons. The record is from RefSeq and is a predicted model, not a curated record.